CACUUUCCACAUCCUUCCACGAACAGAGGAACCAAAAAAAUGAGAUCCCUUCUCUUCACACUAUCACUCCUCUGCUUCGCCUCGCAAACAUCACUCUCAUGGAAGAAGGAGGAGUUCCGCAGCUGCGACCAAACUCCCUUCUGCAAACGCGCUCGAUCCCGCUCCCCCGGCGCGUGCUCCCUAAUCGCAACCGACGUCACCAUCGCCGACGGAGAUCUCGUCGCGAAGCUAACACCCAAAGAUAACGACGAUCAGAUCAAUCCGCUGGUCCUCUCUCUAUCGGUUUACAGAGACGGGAUCUUGCGGCUGAGAAUCGACGAGGAUCACUCGUUAAACCCGCCGAAGAAGAGAUUCAGAGUUCCCGACGUUGUGGUCUCCGAGCUCGAGGAGAAGAAGAUCCGCCUCGAGAAAUUCGCCACGGAGAACGAUCCUCCGUCUUCGGUGGUGUACGUCUCCGACGGCUACGAGGCGGUGGUGCGGCACGAGCCGUUCGAGGUGUACGUGCGCGAGAGAUCAGGCGAUCGCCGUCGCGUAGUGUCUUUAAACUCUCACGGAUUGUUUGAUUUCGAGCAGUUGGGGAAGAAAGGGGAAGGAGAUGACUGGGAAGAGAAGUUUAGAACUCACACAGACUCGAGACCGUUCGGUUCUCAAUCGAUUAGCUUCGAUGUAUCGUUUUACGAAUCUAGUUUCGUCUACGGGAUCCCCGAGCACGCCACUAGCUUCGCGUUAAAGCCCACUAAGGGCCCAGGAGUUGAGGAGUCUGCUGAACCGUAUAGGUUGUUUAAUCUUGACGUGUUUGAGUAUGAGCAUGAGUCUCCCUUCGGGCUCUACGGAUCGAUCCCAUUCAUGGUUUCACAUGGGGGAACUGGUAAAAGUUCGGGUUUUUUCUGGUUGAAUGCUGCUGAAAUGCAGAUUGAUGUUUUAGCUGAGGGAUGGGAUGCAGAUAGUGGUGGUGGAGAGAGUAGGAUUGAUACAUUGUGGAUGAGCGAGGCGGGGAUUGUUGACGCCUUCUUUUUCGCCGGCCCUGAGCCUAAGGAUGUUGUGAGGCAGUACGCUAGUGUGACUGGUACUUCAGCUAUGCCUCAGUUGUUUGCUACUGGCUAUCACCAGUGUAGGUGGAACUAUAAAGAUGAGGAGGAUGUGGCGCAGGUGGACUCGAAGUUCGACGAGCAUGAUAUUCCUUAUGAUGUUCUGUGGCUUGACAUUGAGCAUACGGAUGGGAAGAGGUACUUUACGUGGGACAGUGCGUUGUUUCCGAGCCCUGAGGAGAUGCAGAAGAAGUUGGAUGCGAAGGGGAGGCGGAUGGUGACGAUUGUCGAUCCUCAUAUCAAGAGGGACGACUCUUACUUCUUGCAUAAGGAGGCUACGGAGAUGGGGUACUAUGUUAAGGACUCGUCUGGGAAGGACUUUGAUGGUUGGUGCUGGCCUGGUUCAUCGUCUUAUAUUGAUAUGUUGAGUCCGGAGAUUAGGGAGUGGUGGGGUGGGAGAUUCUCGUAUAAGAACUAUGUUGGUUCAACUCCUUCGUUGUAUAUUUGGAAUGACAUGAAUGAGCCUUCCGUGUUUAAUGGUCCGGAGGUUACUAUGCCGAGGGAUGCGUUACAUGUGGGUGGUGUUGAACACAGGGAAGUUCAUAACGCUUAUGGGUAUUACUUUCACAUGGCGACUUCCGAUGGACUUGUGAUGCGUGGAGAAGGAAAGGAUAGGCCUUUUGUGUUGUCAAGAGCAAUCUUUCCUGGUACUCAAAGGUACGGAGCGAUUUGGACUGGAGAUAACACAGCGGAAUGGGAACACCUUAGAGUUUCUAUUCCAAUGUUAUUGACACUUGGUCUUACUGGAAUCACCUUCUCAGGAGCUGAUAUUGGUGGGUUCUUUGGGAAUCCCGAACCAGAACUACUAGUUAGAUGGUACCAAGUCGGUGCUUACUAUCCAUUUUUCAGGGGUCAUGCUCAUCACGACACCAAAAGACGAGAGCCUUGGUUGUUUGGUGAACGGAACACAGAGCUCAUGAGAGAUGCUAUACACACACGUUACACGCUGCUUCCAUACUUCUACACGUUAUUUAGAGAAGCAAACGUUACGGGUGUGCCUGUUCUACGUCCCUUAUGGAUGGAGUUCCCACAAGAUGAAGCUACUUUUAGCAACGAUGAAGCUUUCAUGGUUGGUAAUGGUCUGUUGGUGCAAGGAGUUUACACUAAGGGAACAACGCAUGCUUCUGUUUAUUUGCCUGGAAAAGAAUCAUGGUAUGACCUGAGAAACGGAAAGACAUACGUUGGAGGCAAUACUCACAAGAUGGAUGCUCCUGAAGAAAGCAUUCCUGCGUUUCAGAGGGCGGGUACUAUUAUCCCGAGGAAAGACCGGUUCCGGCGAAGUUCAUUUCAAAUGGACAACGAUCCUUAUACUUUGGUGAUAGCUUUGAACAGUUCUCAAGAAGCAGAUGGUGAACUCUACAUAGACGAUGGCAAAAGUUUUGAAUUUAAACGAGGCGCGUACAUACACCGCCGUUUCUUCUUCUCCAAUGGUGUUCUCACAUCAAAGAACAUUGUUCCGCCAGAAGCUAGUCUCUCUUCCCAAUGCUUGAUCGACAGAAUCAUCCUCUUGGGACACACCUUGGGUCCAAAAUCUGCACUGGUUGAACCGUUAAAUCAAAAGGCAGAGAUUGAGAUGGGACCACUGAGAAUGGGUGGGCUUGUAGCUUCCUCAGGCACAAAUGUCUUGACUAUCCGCAAACCAGGUGUUCGAGUGGACCAAGACUGGACCAUAAAGAUUCUCUGAUUGUACCAUUCUCUCUCGUGGCCGAUAUCUUCUCUCACCUUUAAAAAAAAUAUUUUUGGAGUUUUAGACUUGAGUAGUUGUAAGAGCAAACAGGUUUUUGGAGUUUUAGACUUGAGUAGUUGUGAGAGCAAACA
Molecule: messenger RNA, 2906 nt
Organism: Brassica oleracea var. oleracea
Lineage: Eukaryota; Viridiplantae; Streptophyta; Magnoliopsida; Brassicales; Brassicaceae
Product: probable glucan 1,3-alpha-glucosidase
Exons: 5
Coding region: 40-2772 (910 amino acids)
Biological process (GO): carbohydrate metabolic process; N-glycan processing
Molecular function (GO): carbohydrate binding; alpha-glucosidase activity
Source: RefSeq, a predicted model, not a curated record